GUUAGUUGCGGCAAGAGAAGAUUUCUUUUUUGUAGUCGCAAGAAAAGUGAGAGGCGAUAGAGAAUCAAGAAGGGGAAGAUGUUGGCGCGUUUAGCAUCUCGCACGGCCAAGGUGGCGGCCAGGUCGCCAGCUGCAGCCAUCAGCGCUCGCCACGAUAGCCAUUUCAACCCCUCUGUUGUCAAUAGCCAGAACUUGACACAGGAGCAGGUGAUUGCCAAGCUCGACAGCGACAUCAAGAAGAGAGAAGAUGAGCGAUUUCGCUGGCUGCGCAUGGGCCUUCCGUGGACGCAGACGUACGUGAUAGCGGAUAGCGGCUUCGAGUAUUGUCGAGGUGGCAUACCAGGCUGGGCGUGGAUGCUGGCUGGAACUGUGACGCUGGGAUUAACAUCCUACAAGUUCUUCACUGAGCGCUUCCACGACCCGUACGUCCACCAACACAACCCAAAACCAGACUUGGAGGAGUACCACCGCAUCAAGAGCAGACUGGCCGAUGAGCCGGACUUCUGGAACUGGGACGAGAGAGACGCGGCCAAGGAGGCAGCAGCCGAGUGAUACUAAUAUAACGUGCCCAGGUCCAUUUUAUUGUCCCCAGGCUUCAACCCAUCUCGUGUUGAAUGCCUCUUGUCCAUCGGGUAUUUCCCAUUGCUGUUAGCUGAACCAACGCUGCGGACCUGUAUUCCAGGUCAUACGGUUACCAUCACGGUUCAGAGUCGCUGCUGUGUAUAUAUUUAUGUUCCGUUUUGUGUUAUUUCUGCUAGUACCUAUUACCAUGCAAUGCUUUCGAAUGGUUAUACUCCCAUGCUAGCUGUACCAUGUACUUCAAAGUAGGAAUUUUGUGAUUCGCGAGGGUGACGUAAGUUGCUUAAAUUUGGAACAUAUGUACACAUAUGGUCCGCUGCUGUUGUUCCUUGCCAGUGCUAUGGCUGUUGCUGUGUUGUUUGGCAAGUAAAUUCUCAUUUCCGCAACUUUAUUUCCUCCAUGAUUAUUGUACCCCUGAAUGAAAACAUGGUCGUGUGUUA
Molecule: messenger RNA, 1019 nt
Organism: Sycon ciliatum
Lineage: Eukaryota; Metazoa; Porifera; Calcarea; Leucosolenida; Sycettidae
Exons: 3
Coding region: 79-552 (157 amino acids)
Source: RefSeq, a predicted model, not a curated record